AUGACGACACCAACGUCACAAAUCGAGGCUCUCACUGCUGCCAUUAACAGUUUACUUCAAUUGCAACUCCAACGAGAUCAUGCCCAAAAUGUAAAUCCGAGCUCAUCGACUACAAUUAAUACUAUUAAUCGUAUACAAUCAAUUAAAUGCUCGCAUCGAGAAAUAUGUGUUCACCUCGGACGACGAUUCGAAACCAUUCCCAAAAUGGCUGUUACGGUACACUCGGAAUAUACGGAAUAUACACUCGUCAAAGAAUCAGAGUCUCUUCCCGCAGAAAUGCGCACUCGUUUACUUCUAGACAACCUGAGUCAACCAGAAUUCGAUCGUUUAGUGGACCACGUCGCACCAGCGGAUCCGACCAAGAUGAAACAAACAGAUCUCAUCGCCAUUUUGAAGAAUCUCUUUCGUGACAAGACAUCUCUCACCCGCCGUCGCAUCGAAAUCUUAAACUAUAGAUAUGACAAAGCUAUCUCCGAACACAUCGACCGAAUAAAUCGUUUGGCUUCAGAUUUCGAACGUUCUAAACUCACGGAUGAUAAUUUCAGAGUUUUAUGUAUUACUCCUCCAAUCACUCUGUUUCUCAAGGAUAUCACUACAGAACUCGAGGCUCAUAUGAACGUAUCUACAAACUUGAAAACGCUCGAAAAUCCAUCGAAUCUCUCCACUUCAACCACGCAGUCUGUGCGCUUCAAAUCAGAAAAGAAGAAACGGCCUUCAUCAAAAUCCAUGAAACAGUCUUGCACCACGGAGAGUGUGCCUAGACAAUCGUCCAAUUGCAACGGCUGCGGUGGCGCACAUCGUCGUGCAAACUGUCCGUUCCGCGACGCCACAUGUUUUAAGUGUUCCUUAAAGGGCCACAUCGCGAAGGUGUGUCGCUCGAAGGAUAAGGUCGACUACCUUUCGGCCGACAACACAAUCGAUAACACAAUUGAUAUCGAUAAGCCAGCAAUUCAAUCGAUAACUUCGCUCAACAACUAUCGACGCAUCUACAUUCCUACGUCAUUACUCGACCAACAUGUACAAUUUCAAUACGAUAGUGGAUCAGAUAUCACGACCAUCGGGAAAGACACGUGGAUACGUCUAGGCAGUCCUACACUUAGCUCCGGCAAAUCUGUGGAACACGCCGGGGGCAAUGCUCUGAAAACAUUAGGAAGAUUCAAGUAUAAAAUACGGGCUGCUAACCGUGAAGGUGAUGUAGUGAUAGAUGUUGCCGCGCGCGACGGCCUUAACCUAUUCGGCUUAAACGCUAUCGACAAGCUCAAUUUGUGGGCUAUGCCUCUCGACAAGUGCCGUGAGUUCUGUGAAAAUUCACAACGCGCGGUUGUUAAACACAACAAAACAAAUUCCCCCGUCGAGUCGCCACCAUCACCUCCAGCAUCAAACGACCACAUCGUGAAAAAUUUUCCAAAACUCUUUUCCAAGGGCCUCGGGCAGUGUAAAAAUUUUCAAGCUAAACUUACGUUAUCCGAAAACUCUGUCCCAGUGCAAACUCCAUGUCGGCAAAUCCCGUUCGCGAUAGAAACUCUCCUAGAUGAGGAAUUGCAGCGUUUAAAAUCCUUAGACAUAAUCGAACGCGUACAUCAAUCGGAUUGGAGUACACCUAUCGUCAUCGUAAAAAAACUAAACGGCAAAAUCCGUUUAUGCGCUGAUUACUCCACAGGCGUGAAUAAGGCAUUGAAAAAUAACAUGUAUCCUUUACCGAACAUAGAUUCUAUAGUAUCUAAACUAAAUGGUAAUAGUUAUUUCAGCGUUUUAGAUCUCAGUGAUGCGUUCUUGCAAAUCGAAAUCGCUGAAAGAUAUCGUGAUGUCACCACGAUCGCAACACCGAAAGGCCUUUUCAGAUACAAACGUCUACCCUUUGGCAUCAAGAUGGCCCCAGCCACAUUUCAACAAGCCAUGGAUCAAUCGAUUUCAGGGUUGGACGGCGUCGGCGCCUUCAUCGAUGAUAUCUAUAUCGCAGGUUCUACCCGUCAAGAACACUAUAUACGUCUUCGCUCAACUUUACAACGCCUCGAGGCUCUGGGAUGGAAGUUGAAACCCGAGAAAUGCCGCUUCGCUCUACACGAAAUCAAGUAUCUCGGUCUUAUCAUCAAUGGCUCAGGCAUCGCCGCAAAUCCUGAAACUACUCGAGCGAUUACGAGUAUGCCUAAUCCUUCCUCCGUGGCGGAAGUCCAAACACUCUUAGGAAUGAUAAACCACUACGGAAAAUUUAUACCACAUCUUCAUCAGUUAAAGAAACCCUUAGAAGAUCUCACAAGAAAGAACCAAUCAUAG
Molecule: messenger RNA, 2274 nt
Organism: Trachymyrmex septentrionalis
Lineage: Eukaryota; Metazoa; Arthropoda; Insecta; Hymenoptera; Formicidae
Exons: 2
Coding region: 1-2274 (757 amino acids)
Molecular function (GO): nucleic acid binding; zinc ion binding
Source: RefSeq, a predicted model, not a curated record